This is a messenger RNA of Pogonomyrmex barbatus (red harvester ant), 1606 nucleotides long. Its product is annotated as zinc finger matrin-type protein 2. Lineage: Eukaryota; Metazoa; Arthropoda; Insecta; Hymenoptera; Formicidae. Gene Ontology annotation, biological process: mRNA splicing, via spliceosome. The record is from RefSeq and is a predicted model, not a curated record. Gene Ontology annotation, cellular component: spliceosomal complex; U4/U6 x U5 tri-snRNP complex. Gene Ontology annotation, molecular function: zinc ion binding; nucleic acid binding.
CAUUUGUAGCAUUGAGGGUCUCUUUCACCAAUCUUCGGUUAAGCUAACUGAUGGUUAACUCGACCAUCACGAUUAUCAAUGCCUGAGAACUAAAUUGUUUAUUAUAGAUAAGUGUUCUCAUAACCUUUAUUUGUGUUUUAUAUUCUUGUGUUUAUACUUGUUUGUAAUUACAAUUUCAUCUACCUACCACACGUACCUACAACACGAAAAGAAUAUUAGGUUAAAAAACACUUGCACUACUUUCUAAGCAUUGAAUUACAAUUGGCACUUCUACGGGUUAACCGUCGAUUAAUUUAACCAAAGAUUGGUGAAAGAGACCCUGAGUGAUCCGCACCCUAUAAAGAUUUCGCAACACUUCUCGUGAAAAGUUUGGGAAUACAAACAACACGAACAAAUAUUUCAGUAUUUUACAUCACACAUGAAAUGUGACAUGAACGAAGACGAUAAAAAUCAGUAAAGAUACAAAACAUAAGAAGAACAAGGAUAGGAGGAGUUUUGUUAACCUCAUAAAUAUUUUAUCAUUUGUUCAGAAAAAAUUGCAAGCAUGUCUAUGCGACCUGAUGAUCAUCGGAGAAAAUGGAACCGAGAGGAAUACGAAAGGAUUGCACUUCAAAGAUUACAAGAUGAGAUUGCUGAGGAAGAAUUAGGAAUUCCCAAGCAACCAGCAGUUAAAAGAGAAUUGCUAAAGCAACGAGAUUAUAAAGUUGAUCUUGAAUCUAAAUUAGGAAAGAGUGUUGUCAUUAAUAAAAAUACUCCAUCAUCACAAACUGGAGGGUACUACUGCAAUGUUUGCGAUUGUGUUGUUAAAGAUUCGAUCAAUUUCUUGGAUCAUAUUAAUGGAACAAAACAUCAACGUAAUUUGGGCAUGUCCAUGAAGAUAGAACGAUCCACGUUGGAACAGGUUAAGGCAAGAUUUGCACAAAACAAGAAAAAACUUGAAGAAAAAAAGAAAGAUUAUGAUUUAGAACAGAGAGUGAAGGAACUGAAGGAAGAGGAAGAAAAAAUCAAAGAAUAUAGGAAAGAAAAACGAAAGGACAAGAAAAGAAAAAUUGAGGAAUUGGCCGAGGAUGAUGCAGGACCCUCUGAUGAGAUGGCCGCAAUCAUGGGAUUCUCUGGUUUCGGCUCGAAAAAAAAGUGACAAACUACUUCUGCCAUGAACAAUCUUUAUUACUUUGAGGAAGAUCGCUCGAUAUGAUUUGGAGACAAGUGGAAAUGAGUAAAUAGCGAAUAGUCUUGAUUUCGCUGUUUGAAAUUUAAAAAAAUGACUUGUACAUUUGUGAUAUAAUUUUUCAUUUUUCCAUCACUUUUACAAAAGUUCUAUGUUUGAGAUAUGCGAGGGGAAGGAAAGUAUCAAUUAUAAAUCCGACCAAGCCCAACACAUCGUAUGAGCUUAAACUAAGUAUUUUAACUAAGGUUAAUUAAUAUUAAUUAAAAUUAUUUGGGUACAAAUUCGUAAUACAAAUAUUUUAAGCAUAUCUUGAAAAUUGUAUGAUAUCUUUGACGAACUCCUUUACUGUGAAAGUACAGGAUUUUAUGUUUGUAGUGAAUGAAAAUGCGUGUGUGUUAUCCAUGUAUUGAUAAAAUUCAUGAAUUAAUCUAAACAAGA